CCGUUGGACCCUCGGGCGAGUGGCCUGCCCUAUGUGCGCCCGGCAGCUAGUGCUACUACAGGUGUUCUUCCUGAUGCACCCCCAGGGCGUCCAGCCGCAGUCGUCUGGCUCGCCGUCAGAAACAGCGCCCACUUCUUCGGUCCCGGGGCCGGGCACGCCGGACACGCCGGGCACGCCGGGCACGCCGGGCGGGACCCUCCAGCCGUCCUCGGAGGGGACCGCAGCGUCCUCGGCCGGGCCUGAACUCUCUACGGUGGACUCGACCCUGGCGACCCCUUCGGCGCCUGGGAAUAAGACCGUGGACCUCUUCCCAGUCCUACCGGUCUGUGUCUGUGACUUGACUCCUGGCACCUGCGACGUGAAUUGCUGCUGCGACAGGGACUGCUAUCUCCUCCACCCGAGGACGGUGUUCGCCUUCUGCCUCCCUGGCAGCGUCAGGUCUUCAAGCUGGGUGUGUAUAGACAAUUCUCUGAUCUUCAGGAGUAAUUCCCCGUUUCCUUCGAGAGUUUUCUUGGAUUCAAAUGGAAUCCAACAGUUCUGUGUCCAUGUGAACAACACAAAAUUAAACUAUUUCCAGAAGCUCCAAAAGGUCAAUGCAACCAACUUUCAAGACCUGGCUACAGAGUUUGGAGGAGAAUCAUUCACUUCAACAACGCAAACGCAGUCACCACUACCUUUUUAUAAGGCUGGGGACCCCAUUCUGACUUACUUCCCUAAGUGGUCUGUACUGAGUUUACUGAGGCAGCCUGCUGGAGUUGGAGCUGGGGGACUCUGUUCUGAGAGCAAUCCUGCUGGCUUCCUAGAGAGUAAAAGUACAACUUGCACUCGUUUCUUCAAGAACCUGGCAAGCAGCUGUACCCUGGAUCCAGCCCUUGAUGCUGCCUCUUACUAUAAUUUCACAGUCUUGAAGGUUCCAAGAGGUAUGACUGACCUGCAGAAUUUGAAGCUCCAGGUUCCUGUAACCCCUGCCUCACAGACUGACCCUCCUCUCUUGGCUGGAAACACUUGUCGGAAUGUCGUUUCCCAGGUCAUCUAUGAAAUAGAGACCAAUGGGACUUUUGGGAUCCAGACAGUCACUGUCAGUUUUGGACAAACCAACCUGACUGUUGAACCAGGAACUUCCCUACAGCAACACUUCAUCAUUCGUUUCAGGUCUUUUCAACAGAGCACAGCUGCUUCUCUUCCUGGACCUAGAAGCGGGAAUCCUGGCUAUAUUGUUGGGAAGCCACUCUUGGCUUUAACUGGUGACAUGAGUCACUCGAUGACCCUCUUGCAAAGUCAGGGUAAUGGAAUUUGCUCUGUUAAGAGACAUGAAGUACAAUUUGGAGUAAAUGCAAUGUCUGGAUGCAAGCUCAGGCUGUCAAAGGAUGGCUGCCGUGGCCAGCAGCAGGAGAUUUAUCAGGCUCUUCACGGACAGCCAAGACCGGAGCAUGUUGCCAUCUUUGGUGAUGCAGACCCGGCCCAGAGAGGAGGGUGGACCAGGAUCCUCAGCAGGAGCUGCAGUGUUUCAGCUAUGAACUGUACUUCUUGCUGUACCAUACCAGUUUCCCUGGAGAUCCAGGUAUUGUGGGCCUAUUUAGGCCUUCAGUCUAAUCCACAAGCUCAUGUGUCCAGAGCCCGAUUCCUAUACCAGUGCCAGACAAUACGGGAUUCCCAACAAAUAACGGAAGUAUUUCUCACAACUCUUGUGAAUUUUGUGGACAUUACUCAGAAGCCAGAGCCUCCAAGAGGCCAGCCCAGAGUGGACUGGAAAUUGCCAUUUGAUUUCUUCUUUCCUUUCAAAGUGGCAUUCAGCAGAGGAGUAGACUCUCAAAAAGGUUCAGUGUCCCUCAGCCUUAUCCUGUGCCUCUUACUACUUGGAGUUCUCAACUUAGAAACUAAGUGAAGGAAAAGAAUAAUUAGAUUUCAGUUUUCCCUAUGGGAAGCUCUGAGGCAGCCUAUUGAUCCUGGCUAUAUAGAUUCUUACCUGCUCAUGACUAGAGAGAACAUUUAGGGUAAUAGAGGAUCAACUGGAGGAAUCUUUGUGUGUGAAAGAAGAUAUUUUUAAAAAGUAAUAAAAAAUACUUCAUCCAUCAUAGCUCACUGCAUAGGGCUCUACAGGCUACCAAAUAUACAUUAGAUUCCCUACUUCUCAAGCUGGGAAGGCAGGGAGCCUUCCUGUAGCCUGUCCUGUUGUGUUAUACCCAACUAAAGGUUUGCAAGAUCUUUAUCCACCUGCUCACAUGCACAGUCAAAACCAGCAGACAGAGGACAUACUCCUGCUGUCACCCAGAUUGAACUCAGAAAUGAUUGCCUUCUGGACUUGAGAGGAGCUGACUGUUAGGACGGAAAACUGCUGGCUGUAUAUUUUGUCUGGUUCCUUUGCCAAUGUCUGGCCACACUGUUUGCCCAGGCAUGAAUGGGGAAAGCAGUUCUUUCUACUCAGGUUCCAAAGUGAAUGUGGAAUCCCAGCUCCCUUUUCUACCAUCAAAUGACCUACCAUUCGUUUCUGUUCUUUCUUUCCCUCCAUUGUGGUGAAGAGGGAUAAAGCUGAUAGAGAACUUUGUUGUACUAAUUCCAGCAGCACAGUAGAAGUUAAUUGACUUGUGUUCUGUCACUUGAUUAUUUUUCUAUGUGUGUGAAGUUUUUAAAAAAUAAAUAAAAUGUUCAUAAAUAGCAUAACAGCAU
Lepus europaeus (European hare) is the source of this 2667-nucleotide messenger RNA. RefSeq names its product tectonic family member 3 (gene TCTN3). Lineage: Eukaryota; Metazoa; Chordata; Mammalia; Lagomorpha; Leporidae. The transcript is spliced from 14 exons. The record is from RefSeq and is a predicted model, not a curated record. The coding region runs from base 32 to 1885 and encodes 617 amino acids. Gene Ontology annotation, biological process: smoothened signaling pathway; cilium assembly.